GACAACAAGACAGCAGAGAUCUGGGUCAUGCAGCCUGUGGACCGUGAGAAACAUGAUCAAUUCAAGCUGAUAUUUCAGGCAUAUAAAAAAGAAAAGGGUGAUAUAAAUGUAGAAAUGGGAAUUAAUGUUGAUAUUAUUGAUACGAAUGACAACGAACCAAAAUUUAACAAUGACAUGUAUGAGGUCACCAUAGAAGAGGCACCAUCACAGGGCACUGAGUUGAUCAAUGUUACAGCAACAGAUCGUGACAGUACCGAGAAGAACAGGAAAUUUAGCUUCAGCAUAGAGUCAGUGAGUCCAACUCCACAGAACUUUGAAUUCGUCAUAAAUGAGGAGCCUGAUUCUGGAAACGGGACCAUUUCAUUCAAAGGAUGUCUGGACCACGAGAAGGCGCAGAAAUACACCCUUAUUGUGAAAGCCACAGACCAUGGACAACCGAAGCCACUCUCCAGUUCUACAACAGUGAUAAUCAAUAUAGAGGAUGGAAACAGACAUCGUCCAGUGUUCACAAAGCAAAAAGGCGAAGCAAGUGUGAAAGAAGGACUGCAAGGUGUUCUCAUUUCACGUCUGCAAGUUACAGAUGAAGACACCAGAGGCACAAAGGCUUGGAAAGCAAAAUAUAAAAUCCAAGGGGAUACAAACAACAACUUCAGAAUUGAUACUGAUCCUGAGACAAACGAAGGUCUGCUCUAUGUGCAAAAGAUGCUCGACUAUGAGGAAGAUCCUUUGAAGAACAUUAUCAUCUCUUCAGAGAAUGAGAUUCCCUACUUUACUUGCAAAGUCAUAAACCGCAAUACUGCUGGUCUUUGGGAAAUUAAGACUGUCAAUAAUAGCACUUUCAGUGAGGCACAAGGUGUGACUGGAACAAAAGAAAUGCAUUUGUUCACCUAUCACCUGACAGUGAACGUAGAAGAUGUCAAUGAGCCCCCUGUCUUUGAUCCAUCAAACAAAACGAUAACCGCAUAUGAGGAUGUUGCGUUGGGUUACUAUUUGGAGGCACUAAUUGCUAAAGACCCUGAUAAUGGUGCAAAUCAAAUCCGAUACAUGAUUGGAGAAGAUCCAGCUGGUUUUGUUACAGUGGACUCCAACUCAGGAAAAAUAACCACAUCAAAGUGUUUAGACCGAGAGUCACAGUUUGUUAAAGAUGGACUGUAUGUCAUCAAAAUAUAUGCCACUGACAAUGGUGAAACGUCACAGACUGGCACAGCAACACUCAGCAUCAAGAUCAUCGAUGUAAACGACAAUGCUCCAUCCUUGGACAAAAGCAUCAUCGACAUGUGCCAAACAGAUAAAAUCUCAUCGGUCAGUGUCACAGCUUUAGAUCCAGAUGCAGAACCAUACAGUGGGCCUUUCUCGUUCAAGCUUCUUGGAGAUGUUAAGGACAAGUGGAGGAUUGAACCUGAAAAGGGCCAUUCCUUCAAGCUUGUGAAUGAACACAAUGCUAAGAUUAUGAUUUUGGGACAGCAUGAAUUGCAGCUAAAAGUGUCAGAUCUUCAAGGAAAAACAGCUGUCCAUAGCUUGUCAGUUAGUGUGUGCAAAUGCUCCAAAACACCUAAGCCAGACUGCAGACUCCAGAAAGAUACUGGAUCCAGACUCGGACCAGGAGCUCUGGGAAUUUUAUUUUUAAGCAUUAUACUGCUCAUAGGCUUUCUGCUUUUAACUUUUCUGAUGUCAUGUAAGCCUGAGAGGAUAACAUUACCAGAUCACUCUUCAGGGUAUCUAAUGACUACUAACACAGAGGGACCUGGAUCUGAUUGCAAAUUGCCUUUAGAAAAACGGAGCCACAUUGGUCGUGGACAACAGAUGCAGACAUCUCAAGGGAAGCCAUUGAUAGUGAUGCCGGUAUUAGUUGAUGACAACUCACAAAUGAGUCAGAACACGACAAGCUGCCAGCAAGAAACAAUCCUUGAGAUAAAUUCUGCUCUGACGACUGUGGAUGAGCAAUGGAUGAUUUCCCAUGGCAUGAAGAAGAGACAUCAGCAACAAGAAAUAAAGAAAGCAAACCAAACGGUAAAACCGGGAGAAAUUAUAAACAGUCCAGAGUCCUUGUCAAUUUCAGCCCAAUUUUAGAGUCUGAUGGAAGGCAGAAGAAU
Molecule: messenger RNA, 2093 nt
Organism: Poecilia reticulata (guppy)
Lineage: Eukaryota; Metazoa; Chordata; Actinopteri; Cyprinodontiformes; Poeciliidae
Source: RefSeq, a predicted model, not a curated record